Molecule: messenger RNA, 2359 nt
Organism: Wyeomyia smithii (pitcher-plant mosquito)
Lineage: Eukaryota; Metazoa; Arthropoda; Insecta; Diptera; Culicidae
Gene: Psn
Product: presenilin-2
Exons: 8
Coding region: 294-1991 (565 amino acids)
Biological process (GO): amyloid-beta metabolic process; amyloid precursor protein catabolic process; Notch receptor processing
Cellular component (GO): nucleus; cell surface; neuromuscular junction
Molecular function (GO): aspartic endopeptidase activity, intramembrane cleaving
Source: RefSeq, a predicted model, not a curated record
CAAUAGACGAUUGACGGGAUCUAUCGCUGAAUUGUUUCUAUGCGUGUGCAGUAUAAUUGGGGAAACAAUUCGGGAGAAAUUUUCUACCAAAAACUGUGCAUCGUUGAAGUUUCUCAAAUUUAAUAACCCGUAUCGUGCUUUAAUGAAGACAUUCUCAGGCAAAAACAGUUAUAUCCUUAUUUUAGACGCACAGUGAUACUAGUUCUGGUGUGAUUCAUACUUCAAACGCACCAUUUUCUUAGCAAAGAAAGACUACCAGUAGAGACGAAGUAGAAACAACUUAGUCAAUCCUAAUGGAUGGACACAUUAACUUGGAUCACACAACAGUGCCCACGUCGUCCGGUCCCGCUGCUGCACCACUGGCCGGACAGAUAGCGCGGGGUACUGGCUCCGAAUCUGAUUCGGUCGACGGUCGGGGUGCUAAACAUAAGCGAUGGCAAAAGUUCCCACCUGAGGAAGGAGGAGCUCGCCCUUCAUACGGGACUACGGAUAACCUCCCGCAGGUUACAAUCCGUGACCCAAAUAAUCGGACUGGUUCAACAACGGGAAAUCAAUCGCAGGCACCAGGUCGAAGUGAUCCUUCCGAUCCAGCUGCGCAUCAGCGGGAGGAGGAGGAAGAAGGUCUCAAAUACGGUGCCCAGCAUGUGAUCAAACUCUUUGUCCCCGUCACGCUGUGCAUGCUAGUAGUAGUAGCCACUAUAAGCUCGAUCAAUUUUUACUCCACCAAAGAUGUGUACUUGGUGUACACACCGUUUCACGAGUUAUCCGAUGAUACUGGCACUAAAAUUUGGAACGCAUUAGCCAACUCGAUGAUUCUGAUGACAGUGAUCGUGAUAAUGACCAUUCUUCUGAUCGUACUGUACAAACGGCGCUGCUAUAAAGUAAUCCACGGCUGGUUGAUUAUGUCCUCACUGAUGCUGUUGUUCUUGUUCAGUUAUUUUUACUUGGAGGAGGUUUUACGGGCUUACAAUAUUCCGUUCGAUUAUCCAACGGCGUUGCUGCUAAUGUGGAAUUUCGGCGUAGUAGGUAUGAUUUCGAUCCACUGGCAGGGUCCACUGCGGCUGCAGCAAGGAUACCUGAUAUUUAUUGCCGCGCUAAUGGCGCUGGUAUUUAUUAAAUAUUUGCCCGAAUGGACUACAUGGGUUGUGUUGGCGGUUAUUUCGAUAUGGGAUCUGAUUGCUGUAUUAACUCCUAAAGGGCCGCUGCGGAUACUGGUCGAAACGGCGCACGAACGCAAUGAACAAAUUUUUCCAGCUUUGAUAUAUUCUUCAACUAUAAUGUAUUCUUAUAUGGGAACGCAUGCCGAUCCGAGCGAAGAAGCCCUAACACGGUCAACGGGAGGUAUCAGCGGAGAACGGACCAUAGCAACCGGUGUAACCAGCUAUGGUUCGACUGGAACACCGGUACACAACCAACAGCAACCAUCGGAUAAUGCUGAAGGUACGCCACUGGUCACGUAUCGUGUAAACGUUGGGCCACGCAAUACGGAACCUACUUCCGUUGCAGUCAAGGAUCCUUCCGGAGGUUUCACUCAAGAGUGGGCUUCGUCUCGGCAACAACGUGUUACUCGACGGCAAAUCGAAGUACAAGCCAACGUUGCAAGUAAUCCAAACCGUCCGGAAUACCGAACCGUAACAGCCGACACCGAGCGUAGAUCUGCUUCAGAUAACCGAGGUACCGGCGACUCGCAACAGGUUCCACUAUACGAACAGGCAGAAGAGCGUGGUAUUAAGCUCGGCCUGGGCGACUUCAUCUUCUACUCGGUGCUGGUAGGAAAAGCAUCUAGUUACGGGGACUGGAAUACCACGAUAGCCUGCUUCGUGGCGAUUUUGGUGGGACUUUGCCUGACGCUGUUGCUAUUAGCGAUCUUCCGGAAGGCGUUACCGGCGCUACCGAUCUCAAUCUUUUUUGGACUGAUCUUUUGCUUUGUGACGAGCGUAAUCGUGAAGCCUUUCACCGAAGCACUCGCAUCGGAGCAAGUUUUUAUAUAGUGGCUAUCUGUGUAAGCUUCAUUGGAUAUUGUAUCUACUUACCUUAAUAAGCGAAAUAAGUACCGCUAGUAAUCAAUUCCGUUUUUAUAUACUUUCAAUCCAAUCGGAUUAAGUAGGCGAAGCGUGUAUUUUAUUCUCAGCUGCCAGUCUUAUAUAAACAACUAUACUGUUAUUGUACCGGAUAAACAAAAUCUAACUUAUUAUCUAAUCCCCCAUCCAUACUGAUACGGAUUAAAGCGACUAUAACUUAAGCAUUAGCCAAGCAUUGUAUUCUAAGUAGAAUUUCAGCUCUUAUUAGUCCGUCUCAAGAGCAGGGAUAAAACUUUUGUACAACAAAUCAUUCAAAUAAAAAUUGAAAACAAUUAUCA